Ogataea haglerorum is the source of this 369-nucleotide messenger RNA. RefSeq lists its product as uncharacterized. The coding region runs from base 1 to 369 and encodes 122 amino acids. Lineage: Eukaryota; Fungi; Ascomycota; Pichiomycetes; Pichiales; Pichiaceae. The transcript is spliced from 2 exons. The record is from RefSeq and is a predicted model, not a curated record.
AUGCUUCGCAAACGCACAGACAGUGAGGAGAGCGGCACCCGGUGCACGGGUGUGUUGUCGAGGACACAGAAAUUCGCAGGGCCGGCUAACUUGUCCAAUGCAGGCAAGCGUGGUGAUCCGGGGGCUAAGUGCCGUUUCGGUGUGCGUGGCGAGCGAAAUUGUGGAGAAGCAGGGACGAGGGGUAAUUCUGGUGUCGCUGGAGACGCCGGAGCAGGCCGCCAGGGGCGAGCAGCUGGCCCAUGUCGUGGGCCUGCACAGUGGGGACGAGCUCGCGGCAGAGUGUUUGUGCGGUCGGCAUACGGCGAGACCCAUCACGGCUGUGCAUCUGGGGGAGGGCACGUCGACCUCUCGACGGGCGCUGCUCGUUAG